CCGUUGUAGGCUGUUGUCUGCUGUUGUCGGGGCGUUAGUGGGCACCCCAGACGCUCCUCAGAUCCACGGAGUGGGGACAAGAGCAUAGAUCGGCGCAGCUGCGGUGCACUGAGGAGGCUGCCCGGGGAGCGGCGUGGCGGACCAGCCCUUAGGAACAUGGGAAAACAAGCUACACCUCAACCUGAAGAAUAGAGAGAAAGAAAAACCACAGAAAUGCAAAGUCAAAUGCAGCCCGUCGACCAAGUGAACUUCCCAGGUCACUGCAGGGAGUCUUUGCCGUGGGAAAAUGAAGCUGCAGAGAGAAUUUAUCACUUCUUAGUGGGGCAGACAGUUCACUACAAGGAUACAGGGCCCUCCAGGGAGGUCCUGCUACUAGCGUCUGCAAAAUGACCUGUGGAAAGGUGUGGAUCCUGCCCCAGCUCACGUGUACAAGCAACACUGAGCACAGUGGGUUUCCAGGUGAAGAAGAACCUCAGGCAAUCACAAAUGCUAAUCCUGAGAGCAAGAAGUCCUGCCCCUUCACGACAGCAGAUUUUCAGAAACAUACAGAAGCAGCUACAACCAUGGAGACGUUCAUAUUUACAGCGGAGUACCAGGUAGCAGUGGCCGGCUGUGUUUUCCUGCUGAUCAGUAUCCUCCUGAGUGGGCUCACCUGGCAGCGGAGAUGGUGAAUCCAAAAUGAUCAAGGAAGCAUUUUGUCAAAGAACGGAGUGGGAAAGACCCAAUGGCACAGGGAGACGCCUAUCCACACCUUCCUGGAGUCAAUCAGAGAGCAUGAGAGCAACAGGGAAAUGGGAAAGCAGAGGAAGCUAACAUUUGCUGAGUGCCUGCUUUAGGCCAGGCUCCCUGCUUAUCUUGUGUGCAUUUAUCUUCUCAGAGACCUUAGGAGAAGAGCUACAGCCUAGAGAAAUUAAACAGCUUAAACAUGAUUACAUAGCAAAGACCAAAACUGCAGCCUGAAUCUAGAGCCCAAGAUCUUCCUACCCAUCACCUUCCUAGAAGGAAACCGGGGUAGUGUCUACACUGAGCUCUUCCUAUCCAGUGCUCCUCAGCCCACCUUCUGCAGACACUCACACUAGCAUCCCCUCGGCUAGGAAUGGAACCCAUGUGUGGCCUUAUUGACAUUAAGUUAGGUUCUCAACCCUGGGUGCAUAUUAGUACAAUCAGGAGGGAUUUUUAUUAAAACAAAACAGUGCUUGGGCCCUCAACCAGAAUCUCUGGGGGUGGGCUCCAG
Molecule: messenger RNA, 1234 nt
Organism: Galeopterus variegatus (Sunda flying lemur)
Lineage: Eukaryota; Metazoa; Chordata; Mammalia; Dermoptera; Cynocephalidae
Gene: IL2RA
Product: interleukin 2 receptor, alpha
Exons: 6
Coding region: 387-671 (94 amino acids)
Biological process (GO): inflammatory response
Molecular function (GO): interleukin-2 receptor activity; interleukin-2 binding
Source: RefSeq, a predicted model, not a curated record